AUGGCGAUGGCGACGGCCUUCUCCACCUCCUCUUUCACUGUCUUCCACUUUAAACGCUCUGAAUCAUCCCUCCCUCUUUCGAGUUCCUGCAUUUUUCCGUCUAAGUCCACUCUCUACCUUCCAGUCGGGUUGCGUUUUGAUUCUUCCAGUCAGAGGCAUGUACCGAUGCAUGCCUCUAUUGAUGGGGUGGAUUCGAUUGAUUCGAUUUCAUUGAAUUCUAAGCAGGAGAAUGAUUAUGUUCCAAUGCCCAUUGUUCUGAUAGAUCAAGAUACUGAUCCUGAUGCAACCAUUGUGCAAGUUAGUUUUGGAGAUCGACUUGGUGCUCUUAUUGACACGAUGAAGGCACUCAGAGACUUAGGCUUGGAUGUUACCAAGGGAACUGUUACUACUGAGAACUCUGUCACUCAAACCAAAUUUUUUAUCGCACGACGGUCGACUGGACGCAAAGUUGAAGAUCCCGAUCUCCUGGAAAGAAUUCGUUUGACCAUUAUCAACAACUUACUCAAGUAUCAUCCAGAGUCCAGUGAGCGUCUUGCUAUGGGUGAAGCUUUUGGAGUAAAACCUCCUGAAGUAAAGGUUGAUGUUGAUAUUGCAACUCACAUACACGUUAAGGAAGAUGGUCCCAGGAGAAGCUUGCUCUAUAUAGAGACGGCUGACCGACCAGGAUUGUUGAUGGAGAUGGUCAAAAUCAUGGCGGAUAUCAAUAUAAAUGUUGAAUCAGCCGAGAUCGAUACAGAAGGAUUGGUGGCCAAGGACAAGUUUCAUGUCAGCUACAGAGGAGCAGCCUUGAAUAGUUCCUUGUCUCAGGUUCUCAUAAAUUGCUUACGUUACUACCUGAGGCGGCCAGACACUGAUGAAGACAGUUACUAG
Striga hermonthica is the source of this 870-nucleotide messenger RNA. Lineage: Eukaryota; Viridiplantae; Streptophyta; Magnoliopsida; Lamiales; Orobanchaceae. The record is from the annotation of a GenBank genome assembly.